Molecule: messenger RNA, 2687 nt
Organism: Rosa chinensis
Lineage: Eukaryota; Viridiplantae; Streptophyta; Magnoliopsida; Rosales; Rosaceae
Exons: 6
Coding region: 96-2633 (845 amino acids)
Molecular function (GO): RNA binding
Source: RefSeq, a predicted model, not a curated record
ACCAAAAUAGAAAAUGGGUCUGAUUCCCAAAAACCUCUGCAAAACCCUCUCUCGUUUUGUUCAACAUUAGCAAACAGUGAGAAAAGAUUGGCGAAAUGACCCUCAAUCGUCUCCUUCUUCUUCCAAAGCCGCCGCCCAUUCAUUUCCACAAACUUGGGCUUCCCAAAUCAACAAGAUGGUGUUCAUCUUCGUCAAGCAGUGGUGCCCAGAAACCACCCAACUUGGAGGAGCAAAGAGCUGUAGCCACCGUGGAGGAGUCGGAUAACAAAUAUGUGGAGAGGCAUUCAGGGACCUUUCUAAAUCCAACCAACUUUGAAAACGAAGUGGGGGAAUCGUGGCUUACUCUGAGAGGCAUUUUUACUAAUCUAAAAGCAAAGAUGAUUGGAACUCCCCAAUCUCAGAAGGAAAACACUGUCGAGAUAAAUGAUUCUACUGCUGAUAAGACAGUUUCUGAGGUUAUUAUGACAGAGGAUAGUCCACAAGACUCUGAGGUUGGCCAGCCCAAACAUAGAAUGCUAAUGCCAAAAGUCAUAAGAGACUCUCAGAGUUGCAAGCAGAAUAUUUCAACAGGUUUAAGAUCUGACAUAGUCGGGGAGAACUCUUCAUCUGAUGUGCUUGAUGCUACAGCCUCUAACGAAGUCAAGGUGCCUAAAUCUUUAGAUAGCACUGGACCUGGUGAGGCUAAAAAUACAAUUCACUCCUCAGCAGAUUUAGUUUUUUCUCCACAGAAUAAGGUCGCAGUGACUGUUUCUGAAGUUAGGACAGAGAGUGUUAGGGAAAAUGAAUUAACAAGUGAUCUGUUGCAAAUAAUGCGGAGAAGUUCUUUGGGGAAUUCAGCUGGUCAGGUUGCAUCUAAUGGUAAAAGGCUGCAUGGUGGUCAUAAAGAUGUUGAACAUGGUAUAAAUGGAAGUUUGGUUCAAACCUUGGAACCCUUCGCGGAUUCUCAAAACAAUGAGAAAAGGGUUACAGAAACUGCAGCUUCCAAUGUAAUAUGGAAAAGAUCUUCCAAGGAUAUUGGUCAAUCAGGAGUCAAGACUGAGUCACAUAGGCAACUUGAGGUGGGCGUGUUUGGAUCUGAUUUUGAUUGUCUGUCUUCCUUAACACAUAAGUUACCAGGUGAACCUUCUAGGAUACUGCACAAGGAUAUUGGAAAUGCAUCUACUGUAGUUGGAAAUGGAAACCCUCAACCUGGCAAAAGAACGAUAUUUGAUCAACCACCUACUGCAGGUUCUGACGUGGGUAAAAUGCCUUCAUCGUCUAGUGGCCCCCAGCAAGUGAGGGGGUUAGCAAAGAUGUUUAUGAAGGCAAUGAAUGGUCAAAAAGCUGAUGUAAUUACCAGUAAGAAGAGCGAUACUUUGGCUUCGAAUGUAGUUUUGGAACUUUUAAAUGAAACAAAUGAUAAAACAGGUAAAGAAGAUACAGGAAAUAGAUUUGACAUCAAUGGGUUGAUUGGGUGCAUCAAAGAGCUGCCAAGAGAAUCAUCAACCAUUACAUCUCAGAAUUGUAGCACUCCCAACAAUACUGGUCUCCUCAUAAAAAAGGUAGGGUCAGUUAAAAAGGUUCGAAGCCACGCAAAUGUGCGACAGAGUGAUGCAAAAAGAAAAGAGAGUUUGCUGAGAGUUCAUGCCAUGGGAAAGGAAACUAGUAAGGAAGACUUGAAUAAGAUCCCAGGUACUUCCUGCCAAAAAGAAGAAUCUACAGAAAGCAAGGUGUUGGUUAGAUUUUUGCACAAACGUGUAGAGGAAAGUGCUAUAUCUAAAGCCUUUGACGAUUGUGGGUCUAUCAUGAAGAUACAACUACUUCCUUUAAUUGAAGGAAGCAAUUUUAGAGAUGGUUACGUGCAUUUUAAGACUAGGGAAGGAUCGCAUAAAGCUCUCAGGAAAAGUGAGUUGGUUAUAGAGGGUGCUCAUGUUGUUGUGGAUGCGACUUCUUUAGAAGAUGUGCCUAAUAAAAUUUCCAUUCCCAACCUGAUUGGUGAUCCUGAAGUUCCUCUCAUGUUAGUAAAGAAUCCGACACGAACAGUUAUGAUCAAACAGUUGACCCAUGGUAUAAGCUCACAUCAGCUAAAAGAAGCUCUUGCCUUCUGCGGAAGUGGCAUAUCCAGCGUUUUCUUGGGUUCAUCAAGCUCUGUUGCUUAUGUGGAAUUUGAGACAGAAGAUGCCAAAGAAAGAGCAAUUGCAGCAUAUUCCAUAAAUGUUCAAGAAAAACAGCUAUUGAUCUUCAGAAUUGAUGUGCCAAGAACAACAGUGAUAAGGAUAACCAAUAUUGAUGAUACAGCAUUUUCUAGUAAACUGGUGCCCGGAAAAAUCACAUCAAUUUGUAGUUCUUAUGGGGAGCUGUACAAACAAAAGCUGAGAGGCAAGGCUAUUUUGGAUGUGUAUUUCAAGCUUGCUGAAUGGCCAAAUAUUUUGAGUAUUCUCAACAGGUUAAAUGGAAUGGAAGUAGAUGGCGACCGAUUGAUUGCUCAACCUGCUCCUAUUUUUCCUCCGCCGAUCCUUCAAGUUCUUUGGAGUAAGCCAGAUGAAAGAAUUCAUGUCAAAUCUGUUUUGCAAAGAUUGUUGCAGACCAGUGAACUACCUGUUGAACUCAGUAAUAUUGCUACGAAAUACCACGGUGAUAAAUAUUUUGAAUGAGUUUCCAUUUUUUUUUCCAUCCAAUUAAGAUGUAUUUAAAUAUUUGAAGAAAAA